Molecule: messenger RNA, 2362 nt
Organism: Coregonus clupeaformis (lake whitefish)
Lineage: Eukaryota; Metazoa; Chordata; Actinopteri; Salmoniformes; Salmonidae
Product: brain-specific angiogenesis inhibitor 1-associated protein 2-like protein 1
Exons: 14
Coding region: 344-1825 (493 amino acids)
Biological process (GO): plasma membrane organization; positive regulation of actin filament polymerization; actin filament bundle assembly
Cellular component (GO): nucleoplasm; cytosol
Molecular function (GO): protein binding
Source: RefSeq, a predicted model, not a curated record
ACAUAGGGAGCGACUGAGCGCCCAACCCCUAUUGCCAAUACCGAGUUGAUGAUCCACCUAAAAGCACAGCACCGAAAGUGCUUGACUAAAGCAGUGACGUCACGGAUACCACCUUUUCUGUCUCUCGCGCCUCGGACACACACACACACGGUUAAGUUUGACAGUCUCGGUUCAGGCAGCGCAGCGGUUGAUGCAGGUUUGUUUGGCCACCGGCGCACAGUUGCGCUUCUGCUCUCCGUGUCCAUUGAAAGGAAUUCUAUAGACUUCGAGUGAUUGGCUUUGGUUUUUGGCUUGGUUUUGAUUUUUUGUUCCAUCUUGAAGAGACUGAGAAAUAACUGCCAACAUGUCGCUGGAUCAUGACGAUGUGAAUAAGCUGACCGAAAGUACAUACAAGAAUGUGAUGGAGCAGUUCAACCCAGGUCUGAGGAACCUGGUCAAUCUGGGGAAGAACUAUGAGAAGUCUGUAGCCGCGAUGACUCUUGCUGGGAAGAUGUACUUUGAUGCUGUGUCAAAGAUAGGAGAGACUGCUUCCGUGUCCCCUGUCUCCAGAGAAUUAGGUGUGGUUCUGAUGGAGAUCUCAGAGGUGCACAGGAAGGUUCACCUGGAGCUGGAGGAGAACUUUAAGCGGUUCCACAAAGAAAUCAUUGCUGAGCUGGAGAGGAAAACAGAGAUGGACGUCAAAUAUAUGACUGCCACAUUCAAGCGGUACCAGACGGAGCACAAGCUGAAGCAGGACUCUCUGGAGCGCUCUCAGAUGGACCUGAAGAAGCUGCAGAAGAAGAGCCAGGGGAAACAUGUCACCAAGUACGAGAUCAAGGAGAAUGAGUAUAUGAAGACCAUCUCGUCGCGGCAGAGUGACAUGCAGAAGUUUAUCGCUGACGGCUGCAGAGAGGCCCUCCUGGAGGAGAAGAGACGAUUCUGCUUUUUGGUCGACAAACACUGCAUGUUCUCCUACCAUGUCACCGCCUUCCACGAGAAGGCCAAAGAGUUGCUGGUGGUAAAGCUGCCCAGCUGGCAGGAUAAAUGCAGCGAUGCCACCAAGGUCCCUGACACAGUGAUGACCAUGAUAAAGGGGCUCCGCACCCCCGUGUCUGGGACCCCAGAAGCCUCGCCUCUCGUCGAGCGCUACAACAGGAACAAUGGGGACUCGAUGGUUCCCCCACCAGUCCCCCAGCUGAAGGCCCAGAUCAGUCCACUGGCUAAUAUGUUCAACCAGGACGUCCCCCACAACUCCAUCACAUCAACAUACACCUCCACAUCAGACCACAACUCAGACCAGGGCAGUAUGGAGGACAGUGGCAGUAUGUCUCUGUCCAGGUCGGUAUCGAUAGGUUCAGGACUGAACGUGGGCAGGAAGCAACGGGUCAGGACCAUCUUCCCUCACACGGCCGGCAACAACAACACGCUCCUUUCCUUUGACGACGGUGACAUCAUCAUGCUGCUCAUCCAGGAGGAGAAGGAUGGAUGGCUGUAUGGAGAGCUGGAGAAUACCCGGCAGCGGGGCUGGUUUCCCUCAUCUUACUGCCGACCUUAUAAUGAACCACUGAUCUCAAACAGUUUGGGGACACCAGUGCAUUGUCUGAGUGUGGCCAGUCUUCCGGAACAGGAAGAGGAAGAGCCUGUUCUGCUGCCGCCGCCAGACUACAGCGACGGGAAGGAGAGUAGCCCUGUCAGACUUGUCAGCUCCUCCACACCCUCACCCAAAAACACGAUCUCUCUACCCAAUGGGGUUGGAAAGUCUCCCUUUCUGGGAGGUGGGAAUCCCUUUGCCACUGUCAAACUGAGACCUACAGUGACCAAUGACAGAUCAGCACCAAUCGUCUAAUAACCAGGGAUCAUCCAGAAUCAUAAAGCUUGGGACCUCUGCCCCACCAACACUCCAAAAUCACAGUCCGACAAGAUGUCCAGACAGCCUGGAUUCUACUCUGCUUCAGCAAACCAGCUCAAUUGUUGCUAGUUCCAUUGCAACUGCAUUGUAAAACAGACCAGUGAAGUGACAAUAAAUAUGAGCAGUGCUGAAACAGACUAAUAUCCAGGCUACCUUCCUGACUCUUCAGCACUCAGAUAAAAAUAUAUAUAUAUAUAUAUAUAUAUAUAUAUAUAUAUAUAUAUAUAUAUAUAUUAUGUCUGUAGUAGUUGUGGGAAUGAUGGGAGAGAGACACUAGUUGGGAAAAGAAGAGCUCAAUUAUUUGCCAUGUUUAUUUUUUUAUUAUUAUGUGACCAUUUUUAAAUGGGGAAACUAUUUAUGUAAACAUCUUUAAACAAAUUCUUAGAUAUAUUAUUUUCUUGUGCCACUAGAGAUCCUGGUUCGAGUCCAGGCUCUGUCGCAGCCGGCCGUGACCGGGAGACCAAUGGGGGCGGC